Pelagomonas calceolata is the source of this 926-nucleotide messenger RNA. The record is from the annotation of a GenBank genome assembly. Lineage: Eukaryota; Pelagophyceae; Pelagomonadales; Pelagomonadaceae.
ACUAGAUAUCGUCCGCCGCUCUGAAAUUGGUGCAUAAACGGCUGUAUAUCCAGCUUGUCGCACGUGCAGAACAUCGACGGACAUUCUAGGAGGCGCCUACAUAAAAAAAAGGCAGCCCUCAUGGCGUGGCACAAAGCUGCAGCCAAGGCCACGAUCCACUACGGCCCCCGCGUGUUCCUGACGAUCGGGAGCAUCUUGAUGGGAGCGCGUAUUCGAGUACGACCCAUCCCGGACGCGCCCGCGAUGACGGGCCACACGCUGGCGGUAUGCGCGAGCGCUGUCUUUUUGGGACGCACCGCGGCGACGGUGGGCUCCGCGUUAUACGCCGUCGCGGCGCUCGCGGGCCUGCCGGUCUACACGGGCUGGCGGCGAGGCGUGCACAAACCUACCAUAGGCUACGUCGUGGGGUUUAGUGCGUGCGCGUGGCUCGUCGGCAGCGGUAAAAAUAAACCGCUGGCCGUCUUCGUGCGGUGCUGCGUCGGCCAAUUCGCGACCCUCUUGAUCGGGUCCACGUGGCUCAUAUUUCCGGGCUACGCGGAGACGCUGCCCGCGGCCUGGACACUCGGCGUGCGGCCCUACCUGGGAGGAGCGCUCGUCAAAUCCUUCCUCGUCGCGUCGGCGGUCGCGCUUUGUUCGUUGACGCCGUGGCUGACGUGGCGAGCGGGCAAAUGGGGCCUCGGUAUCCUCACGCCGCUCAUAUUUUGGCGCAUAAUCUGCUCGGCACCGGUGCAGCGGUUGAUCGCGUGGAUCGACGAGACGACGGUCGCGGACGUCUGGGCCUGGGAGCCUGGUGGUGGGGGUACUAAGAAAGAUUAGUAAAAAUGAUUAGGGGUGGAAUAUCCUAAAGAAGGACACGACGACGACGCGACUCGUCACGGGACUCACCGCCGUCGCGCUGGUCGUUCGGUGCCGGAUCGAGGGGAGCG